Maniola jurtina (meadow brown) is the source of this 1232-nucleotide messenger RNA. It is a transcript of the gene Dpm1, whose product is annotated as dolichol-phosphate mannosyltransferase subunit 1. Lineage: Eukaryota; Metazoa; Arthropoda; Insecta; Lepidoptera; Nymphalidae. The transcript is spliced from 5 exons. Bases 37 to 786 code for a protein of 249 amino acids. Gene Ontology annotation, cellular component: endoplasmic reticulum membrane. The record is from RefSeq and is a predicted model, not a curated record. Gene Ontology annotation, biological process: protein O-linked glycosylation via mannose; GPI anchor biosynthetic process. Gene Ontology annotation, molecular function: dolichyl-phosphate beta-D-mannosyltransferase activity.
CAAAAUAAUUGACAUUUGUUUUUGUGAUUUGACAGCAUGGCUUCCACGGCAGUAGAUUCCGAAAUUACAAAAAGUGAUAAAUAUUCAAUAUUAUUGCCCACUUACAACGAAAGAGAGAAUUUGCCUAUCAUAAUAUGGCUUAUAGUUAAAUAUCUGGACCCUAGUGGUUACGACUAUGAAGUGAUUGUAAUCGACGAUGGAAGCCCCGACGGUACUUUGGAAGUUGCAAAACAACUGCAGAAGUUGUAUGGAUCGAGUAAAAUUGUUUUGCGGCCUAGGGAGAAGAAACUAGGUUUAGGUACUGCGUACAUGCACGGUAUUAAACAUGCUACGGGAAAUUUCAUCAUCAUUAUGGACGCUGAUUUAAGCCACCACCCCAAAUUCAUUCCAAGCUUCAUAGAGCUCCAGAAGAAGCAUGAUUUUGACUUAGUGUCAGGCACUCGGUAUAAGGAUGGUGGUGGUGUUUAUGGAUGGGAUUUCAAGAGGAAGCUGAUAUCUAGGGGUGCCAACUUCAUCACACAACUUCUGCUAAGGCCCAAUACUUCGGACUUGACUGGGUCCUUUAGACUUUACAAAAAGGAUAUACUGCAAAAACUAAUAGACAGCUGUGUAUCAAAAGGCUAUGUUUUUCAAAUGGAAAUGAUAAUAAGAGCGAGGCAACUAGAAUACACAAUAGGAGAAGUACCAAUAACUUUUGUUGAUCGCGUUUAUGGAGAAUCAAAACUUGGUGGAUCGGAGAUCUUUCAAUUUGCCAAAGCAUUAUUAUACUUAUUUGCUACCACAUAAGUCAGAUUUUAUGUUGAAAUGUAUUAUUAAUUUAACCUUGUAACUAUAAAAGCAAAGUGGUUGUAUCUGCAAAAAAUAUAUAGUGGAGUUUUAAUUAAGCAAUAAAAUAUGUUCAAAAAACUUUUUUGUUAAACAAAUCAAACAAUAAUAAUAUUAUAAUGUGACGUCAUUGAAAAUUCAAUAUGGCGGAUUCUCGAACCAUAUAGGCUAAUAAGAGCUUUUUUAGGUAUUUCUCUUAACAGGGAAGUUAAAGGGAAUAAAUAGAACAAAAAUAUUUUAAUAUUCAUAUUUGUUGAUCGACAAUAAUGGAAAAUGUGCUGAAAAUCGCGAGUUACAGCUAUGUAGUCUAAGAAAUAAAAAUGUAAAAGUAAUAAGUAUAAAUUAUGUGUAUAAAGCUUAAAUGAAAUAUUUUCUGUAAAUUGGUUAAAUAAAAGUUAAGUGCAAAU